This is a messenger RNA of Bufo gargarizans (Asiatic toad), 2421 nucleotides long. It is a transcript of the gene RGS4, whose product is annotated as regulator of G protein signaling 4. NCBI's taxonomy places the organism in Eukaryota, Metazoa, Chordata, Amphibia, Anura, Bufonidae. The record is from RefSeq and is a predicted model, not a curated record. The transcript has 5 exons. The coding region runs from base 7 to 738 and encodes 243 amino acids.
GAGAGGAUGGGAAUCAGCAGCAGCAAAGCAGUGACAAGCUGGACAGACAGAUCCAGUGAGACAGGCAGCAAACAGAGAACCAGCACUACCCAGGUCUGGGAACCUGAUCUAUCAGCCAAGAUGUGCAAAGGACUUGCUGGGGUGACCUCCUUCCCCGCCACCUGCCUGAAAAGCGCCAAAGAUAUGAAGCAUCGACUUGGAUUUCUUCUACAGAAAACUGACAGUUGUGACAACAGCGCAUGCGUGAAGAAAGACAAACCUGGUUGUCAGAGGCUAACUCAGGAAGAGAUUAAAAAAUGGGCAGAAAGCUUGGAAAACCUAAUCAACAAUGAAUGUGGUAUAGUGGCUUUUCGAUCCUUUCUUCAAUCGGAGUACAGUGAAGAAAACCUUGAUUUUUGGCUUGCAUGUGAAAAUUACAAGAAGACAAAAUCAACAACAAAGCUUUCAAGCAAAGGCCAAAAAAUCUAUGAGGACUUCAUUUCUGUGGAGGCUCCUAGAGAAGUCAACCUAGAUUCAAUUACUCGAGAAGAGACAAUCAAGAGUAUUCUUCACCCUACCUAUUCUACUUUUGAGCAGGCCCAGCACAAAAUAUUUAUCUUAAUGGAGAAGGAUUCAUACCGACGCUUUCUCAAGUCACAUUUCUACCUGGACAUUGUCCACUUGACCACCAAUGGAGGUACUAAGAAGAUUAAAGGUCUUAGCACUGACAGCAACCCCUUCAUUCCUCAGUGCGCCUAAGACGCAGACUGUGCAUGGCCGCAGCCAAGAACUGAUUGUCUAUGUGCUCUUAUCUAUACCCUAUGAUGGCUCAGAUCCGGUCCUGAGCUAGCUCCUCUUAUUUAUUAGAUGUGUGUGUCUUGCAUGCAUUUCUGUCCUAUUGGGGCGAGCUGGAAGAGUAAUUCAGACCCGUGCAAUGUUGUACAGACUCCGGACUCAAUGACAAAUGGGACAGGCAUGUCUAAUACAAUAUUCUCAGGUGAAAGAUUAAAGGUGCCUUCAUUUUGAAGGACUUAGCAGCUAAUCUAUCUUGUAGAAGAUAUGAUAUGAAGCUAUAGAGGUCCACAUGAUACUAGCUGGCAGAGAAUGAAGCUUUUUUAAUUGUACAUGUUCAAGGGCAUAUAAGAAACAGCUUCCCUUUGAUGAAGAGGUCAUGGUCAGGAGAUGUUUAACUUUCUACAGCCCAGGGAAGCCAGUAGAAGGCAAUAUUUUAUUGCUGUAUUGACAGUGUCAUAUAUUUAUAGACGGAAGCUAGAACUACUGACGGAAGCAGGCAACACUGCAUUUAUUUUAUUACAGAUAUUUAUUUUGACAAUGCUGUUUUUAAGUUACAGUCGUUCGCCUUUUUCUAAGCAUAUUUGGAGUUUCUUUUGCAUUGGUUUGCAAAGCUUUUAUAAUUUAUAUUGUCGAGAUGAAAAGAGUCGUUCUAACGGGCCUCUCAUUGAUCAAACACCGUGUCAAUGAACAAGUGAGAGGGAUAAAAGCAGAACAAGUGUAGCGAUGACUGCUGGCAACUAUUGCUGGUAAUGGCAGGGAACAAUCCUUUAAGUCAAUGGUGUUACGAGCAUGUAUCUGCCUGGGUAGUGUGUGCAUGUUUGUGAUUUCCAAAAAGAUAUGUGAUGCCAAAUAAACUGUGUCCUGUAAAUAGUGUUAUAUUGUUGAGAUGGCACCCUGGGAUAUGUUGUCCUAGUGCACACACCCUGGACUUGUGUGAUGAGUAUACUCUUAAACACUAACUAAAUCUACGGAAAAGGAAUGAAGAACCUUAAGGAAAAAUCUUAUGGAAAUGUUUCUUUCAGUUAGACUAGCUAUACAGUACUACCAGGAAGCCAUUCUGGUGCUUGAAAAUAAGUUUAAAAUAAAAAAAACUCUACUGUAACAUAGACAUAGGGAGACAGUGCCCAUAUGUUUGCAUCACUCCAUUAAAUGAGAAGGCCUUGGUUCCUUUCAUCUAGUGUAAAAUAAAGGGCACAUGAUGUUGGAGACGUUCCUACUUGGGAGAACGCUGGCAAUAACCCUGCAAUUUAUUGGCACUCACAGGAUGCCCACAGCCUUGUGUUACUGUGAAAUAGACUCACCUGUGCCUAAUUGUGCCAGGAAAGUGGAUAGACUGUGGGUUAUUGCCUAUAAAUGAUACAUCACAGAGACGCCUGGCACUAGCAGCAUGCCAUAAACUGAAGCCGUGGUUCACAGCAGGACCUUGCUUCGCUGGUUAACAUGGUAUUUCUCUGCUAAUCCCCGACUGUACAUAUGUUCUCUAUUACAUUCGUGAUUAGCUCUUCUGUAAUGUCAGUGUGCAGUACAUGAAUGUUAACAGUGAAUUUUCUAUAUUCUGUGCCCGGGUAAUGCCAUAUGUCGCUGGAUUUCAGACUGUGUAUCGUAUUACUUGAAAUAAAGAUGUUUCCUAUGGACAAACCAUGAACA